This is a messenger RNA of Colletes gigas, 1018 nucleotides long. RefSeq lists its product as uncharacterized. Gene Ontology annotation, biological process: negative regulation of smoothened signaling pathway. The transcript has 3 exons. Bases 364 to 867 code for a protein of 167 amino acids. Lineage: Eukaryota; Metazoa; Arthropoda; Insecta; Hymenoptera; Colletidae. Gene Ontology annotation, cellular component: Golgi apparatus; ciliary membrane. The record is from RefSeq and is a predicted model, not a curated record.
CCAUGCCUCGUUUGUAGUUAAACUUUAUUACUUAUAGCAUUAGCUAUGCAUGUGUUGUUUUCGGUCGCGCAUACACGAAUUACGGCAAAAUUGGCCAUACUGUCUAGGAGUGACGGAGGCGCAUUGUUAGACGACGAGUGUAUAUUUUGUUCUGUGUUUACAAAUGGAGUGUCAUGAAUGUUAGGUUAGGAAAUUAUCCACAUACCAACAAUAAACUGUUAUGAUCAUUAUAUGGAGAAGCAAAUGGCACGUUUGUUUCCCGAAAGAUGAUUUUGGAAUAGAAAGAAAGUGUAAUAUUCAUGUAACAACUUUUGUUACCAGCAGUAUAUUAAAGUGAAAUAAAUUAAUUACUAUUGAUUCAAAAUGGAUAAAUUAACUAUUAUCUCGGGAACGUUGUUUCUCGCUGCUGAUGUAUUCGCGAUCGUCAGUCUUGCUAUGCCUGAUUGGAUUAUUACUGAUGUUGGUGGAGAUAUAAGGUUAGGACUAAUGUGGUCUUGUAUGACACUAUACAAUAGACCUCAAGUUUGUUAUAGUCCAGAUUUACAGCCAGAAUGGCUAAUGGCUUUGGUCUGUAUUUUUGUUGGUUGCAUUUUGAUAACUGCAACUAUAAUAUUGCUAGCUAGUUCCCAUUGGGAUCGCAAUGUUAUUCCAUAUGCAAGAUGGGUGGGAUUUACAGCUAUGGUACUGUUUUGCCUAGCAGCAGUUAUAUUUCCAAUGGGUUUCCAUAUUGAUGAAAUUGGUGGACAACCAUAUCAGUUACCUAAUUCGCACCAAGUUGGAAUUUCUUAUAUCCUCUUUGUUUUAGCUUUGUGGAUUACUGUAAUUUCAGAAUUAUUUGCAGGCAAAGUUUGUUUGCCACAUUUCUAGCAUUUCUCAUUUUCUAAAUGUAUGCUGUAUACAUGUUUGGCAUUGGUAGCAAGUAUGAUUCUUUUUGCCGAAUGUUUAUUCAAAUUAUUUGAAUACUACAUAAUAUAUGAUAAAAUUCAUUAGAGAUCUCAUUUGUAAUUAAUAAGUAUAG